This is a messenger RNA of Cotesia congregata, 990 nucleotides long. The record is from the annotation of a GenBank genome assembly. Lineage: Eukaryota; Metazoa; Arthropoda; Insecta; Hymenoptera; Braconidae.
AUGAGGGACAUGGCGGGUAAAAUAUCCGAAUUAAAAUUUGAGGCACCUCUUGCACGUUUUGAAGAAGAAGAUACGGCGACAUUGAAAAAUAUGAAUUUAUUAACAGUAGAACAUUUAUUGGACGCUAGCUUGGAUGUUAACUUUGGUGAAAAUUGUAAUGCCAAUGAACCGCCGACACACGAAACAACAACAACAACGACAGAUAUACUCCAAGAAGGGACUUUCAGCCCGUUUAGUGGGAGUCUUGAAGAUCUUGUAAAUACAUUUGAUGAAAAAAUAACAUCUUGCUUUCGAGAUUAUGCUACUGAUGUUGAAACUCUUGCUCCCGUCCAAGUAAGGACACAAGAAGAAAUAAUGAACGAAUGCCAGAUGUGGUGGACAAUAACUGGUACAUUUGGAAGUAUUUUACCAAUUGAUUGGAGUAAAUCGUACGCUAGAAAAAUGCAUUUGCCGUCGCUUAAUCUUAACGAGCCAUCAGUUGAAUCAUUGGAAAAACCCGAAAUGGAUGAUUUAAGCAGCGAAGAUGAAGCAGUAGCUACAGAUUUAGAUAUGCAUGCAUUAAUUUUAUCAAGUAGCACCGAUGCGACUCAUAGUCCUGAAGAGCCAUUGAAGACCGCUGAAGAAGUGCUGCGUGAAAUAGAUGACAUUAUGCAGGAAAGCCCAUCGAUGGAAAGGUCACCAGAUACUGACGGAUCAAUGCUGGAUACCGAUGAAGUAUUGGAACGAAGUCGCGAAGUUCUCGGUUCACCUUUGUACGAGAAAAGAAUUAUUUUAAUUGGGAUAUUACUGACAGAAUUAAAGCAAUUGUCAUCUAACGAGCUGAUUGGACUGCUGGGAGAAAUGGAAGCUCUGGUGGGUGCGCUCAGCGAAACAUUGAUUGCCGAGCUGGCUCUCAGGGAUGAACUGGAGUUCGAAAAAGAGCUGAAGAAUCAAUUUAUUUCUCUGCUUCUCGCUGUGCAAAAUCGACGCCGGCAGCAUCAUUAUCACUGA